Molecule: messenger RNA, 1365 nt
Organism: Aspergillus puulaauensis
Lineage: Eukaryota; Fungi; Ascomycota; Eurotiomycetes; Eurotiales; Aspergillaceae
Exons: 1
Coding region: 1-1365 (454 amino acids)
Biological process (GO): pyrimidine nucleobase biosynthetic process; UMP biosynthetic process
Molecular function (GO): orotate phosphoribosyltransferase activity
Source: RefSeq, a predicted model, not a curated record
AUGGACUCCUCUACCCUAGAGGCCCCAACUCUCCCAGGGAACCGUUUGAUCGCCUACAUCCGAUCCUUGGCUGAAGCCAAAAAGGGAUUGCCCUAUGGACUACCCGUUUGUGUGGCUCCGUCUCACACCGUCACUUGCACGGACGCGCUUCUUCGUCUAGCAUCGCUUGUUGGCCCAUAUAUUAGUAUCCUUCAGGUCCAUGCGGAUGUCAUCGACGACUGGUCCGAGGACACAAUCCGCCAGUUGACUUUACUGGCCAAGAAGUAUGCGUUUCUGAUCUGGGAAGGUGGUCGAAUUUUGAACUCCACUAUCGGUGUUGUUGGUCGACAAAAAGCCGAGUCCAGAGAGGUGAGAAAUACGUUAGUUGAUUUGAUCCGCAAGAAAUACACCAAGGGCGUGGUGAAACCUGCCUCGUGGGCAAACGUUUCAACCGCCUGGGCCUCCGGUAUACCAAUCGAUAAUCAAGCGGCAGACAUCUUGAUUCCGACUUUAAAGGCUGCCGCGAGAGAGGCUGUCGCAGAUGCGGUCCAGACCAUCAGGACGGAGAUUACUGCGGACAGUAUUUCCGACCGCCCAUUACACGCGCACAGCUCGUCAAUGGUUGAACCAAACGGGAUCCCGAACCACCAACGUCUACCGUCAAAUUAUGCGAUAGAGCAAAGCGGUAGCAAUAGCCUGGAACUCCCCCCCAGGAAAGCCUCCACCAUUUCCCUCACCCAGACAAUAACCCAGCACACCGAGGACUCGAGCGAUGCACUGAAUGAAACCGAAGCAGAAGAAGUUUGGGACUUUGGCGCCGCACCGCCUCCCGCAACGGACGCCGAGCUUCCUUCGCCCCCGUCCCUGGCGCGUGGUGUUGUCCUCUGCCUUCCAUCAGUCACAGACACCGUAUUCAACCCCGAGUACCGCAAGAGCUGCAUGGCAGCGGCAUACGCCAACCAGGAUUUCGUAUUAGGCUUUGUAUGUGGCGAGCCAUGGCAUAUUGUUUCCCAAAAUGACGAAGAAAUCCUGGACAUCGAUGCAUUGAUGGGUACUUCAACAACGCCGAAUGAACAACACCAGCGUUCUCACAGCCUAGACGAGGCGCAUUAUACUCCACCUCAAUCCGCCGCGCUAUUCUCGCUUAUCCCGCAUAAGCUUAGCUCGCUAAAUGAGCAACAACUGGGUGAAACGCCAUCCGAAGCCUCAGAUCCGCCUCCAGAUGACCUAAACCCUCUUGCAUAUAGACUAUAUUCACUUGUUCGACAAGCCGUGCGGGCUCGCGACGCUGUUGCUAGCCAACAGGCUGCAGCAACCCCACAAAAAGGGUCGAAGACAAAUCGUCGACCUAAUAUCAUACAUAUCCCUGUUGUGUCGCUGCCUUGA